AUGGGAGCAGUGCUAGAUUUGCCCUUAUUUUCCGAAAUGAGCAAGCCAAAGGUUGGAAUCAAUGGAUUUGGCCGUAUCGGCCGUCUGGUACUUCGCGCUGCUGUCGAGAAGGACACCGUUGAAGUGGUAUCUGUCAAUGAUCCCUUCAUCAACCUGGAGUACAUGGUAUACCUUUUCAAAUACGAUUCCACCCAUGGCCGAUUCAAGGGGGACGUCAAACACGAAAAUGGCUGCCUGGUGGUGAGCAGUGCAGGCAAGAGCACACACACGAUCAAGGUUCACAACAGCAAAGACCCCGCUGAAAUUCCUUGGGGAGCUGAUGGAGCGCAAUUCAUUGUUGAAUCUACUGGUGUGUUCACCACGGUUGAGAAAGCAUCUGCUCACUUGAAAGGAGGCGCUAAGAAGGUCGUCAUCUCAGCCCCAUCUGCAGAUGCACCAAUGUUCGUAAUGGGUGUGAACCACGAAAAGUACGAUGCCGCUAACGAUCACAUUAUUAGUAACGCUUCUUGCACCACCAACUGUCUGGCCCCACUCGCCAAGGUCAUCAAUGACAACUUCGGAAUUAUCGAAGGGCUUAUGACCACUGUACACGCCACGACAGCAACGCAGAAGACCGUCGAUGGUCCAUCUGGAAAGCACUAUCGUGAUGGACGUGGUGCAGGCCAGAACAUCAUCCCUGCAUCGACUGGUGCUGCCAAGGCUGUCGGCAAGGUCAUCCCAGCUUUGAACGGAAAACUUACUGGAAUGGCCUUCCGUGUACCAACUCCUGAUGUCUCGGUAGUCGAUCUCACUUGCCGUCUGGAGAAACCAGCUUCGAUGGAUGACAUCAAGAAGGUCAUCAAGGAAGCCUCUGAGGGCUCAAUGAAGGGCAUUUUGGCAUACACAGAGGACCAGGUUGUGUCGACUGACUUCGUCGGUGACCACAACUCUUCGAUCUUCGACGCCGGAGCUUGCAUCUCUCUCAACCCCAACUUCGUCAAGCUUAUCUCAUGGUAUGACAAUGAGUUCGGAUACUCAUGCCGUGUUGUUGACCUCAUCGCGUACGUUGCCACGAAGGCCUAAAGUGCGACGCCCCGGCCCCUUCGCUCCCAAUAAAAGUUGUGGUUUCCUAAUGUUUCGUUGUAUUAGUUGCCACCCUCUCGAGCGUACACUGUUUUAUUAGAUGUGUAGAUUCUCUUUGUAGAUGUAUUUAUGUAGAGAUUUAUGUAAUAAAGUAUCGUACUUCGCUUCAACGAGUGGGGAA
Cylicocyclus nassatus is the source of this 1243-nucleotide messenger RNA. The record is from the annotation of a GenBank genome assembly. NCBI's taxonomy places the organism in Eukaryota, Metazoa, Nematoda, Chromadorea, Rhabditida, Strongylidae.